Molecule: messenger RNA, 3989 nt
Organism: Mandrillus leucophaeus (drill)
Lineage: Eukaryota; Metazoa; Chordata; Mammalia; Primates; Cercopithecidae
Gene: RAVER2
Product: ribonucleoprotein, PTB-binding 2
Exons: 11
Coding region: 116-1789 (557 amino acids)
Molecular function (GO): RNA binding
Source: RefSeq, a predicted model, not a curated record
GGAAGUUCAUGAUUUGUUGAAAGACUAUGACUUAAAGUAUUGUUAUGUGGACAGAAAUAAACGAACAGCUUUUGUUACCUUAUUGAAUGGGGAACAAGCCCAGAAUGCAAUUCAGAUGUUUCAUCAAUAUUCUUUUAGAGGAAAAGACUUAAUAGUCCAGCUUCAGCCAACAGAUGCUUUGCUGUGUAUUACCAACCUGCCCAUUUCUUUUACAUUAGAAGAGUUUGAAGAACUUGUUCGUGCUUAUGGAAAUAUUGAGAGAUGUUUUCUGGUCUAUAGCGAAGUUACUGGCCAUUCCAAAGGCUAUGGAUUUGUGGAAUACAUGAAAAAGGACUUUGCUGCAAAGGCUAGAUUGGAGCUAUUGGGUAAACAGUUGGGAGCAUCAGCACUCUUUGCACAAUGGAUGGAUGUUAAUCUAUUGGCUUCAGAGCUCAUUCAUUCUAAGUGCCUUUGUAUUGAUAAACUCCCCAGUGACUACAGGGAUUCAGAAGAGCUGUUGCACAUUUUUUCCAGUGUCCAUAAACCUGUAUUUUGCCAGCUUGCACAGGAUGAAGGUAAUUACGUUGGUGGCUUUGCAGUGGUCGAAUAUAGCACUGCGGAGCAUGCUGAAGAGGUCCAGCAGGCAGCAGAUGGUAUGACCAUCAAGGGCAGCAAAGUCCAGGUUUCCUUCUGUGCCCCCGGAGCGCCAGGGCGAAGUACAUUAGCAGCAUUGAUAGCAGCUCAACGUGUGAUGCACAGUAAUCAAAAGGGCUUACUUCCAGAGCCAAAUCCAGUACAAAUUAUGAAAAGUUUAAACAACCCUGCCAUGUUGCAAGUUCUUCUACAGCCCCAGUUAUGUGGACGAGCUGUUAAACCAGCCGUUCUUGGGACACCUCACAGCUUGCCACAUCUGAUGAAUCCAUCCAUCUCUCCUGCAUUUUUACAUUUGAAUAAAGCACAUCAGAAUCUUUCUCAUAUACCACUGGCACAACAACAAUUAAUGAAGUUUGAGAAUAUUCAUACUAAUAAUAAACCCGGCUUACUUGGAGAGCCCCCAGCUGUGGUAUUUCAGACUGCGCUAGGGAUAGGGUCAGUGCUUCCAUUGAAAAAGGAGUUGGGACAUCAUCAUGGAGAAGCACAUAAAACAUCUAGCCUGAUUCCAACUCAAACAACGAUAACAGCUGGAAUGGGCAUGUUACCAUUCUUUCCAAAUCAGCACAUUGCUGGACAUGCUGGGCCAGGGCACAGUAAUACUCAGGAGAAACAGCCAGCCACGGUGGGAAUGGCAGAAGGAAAUUUCUCAGGGUCGCAGCCUUAUCUUCAGAGCUUUCCAAACCUUGCUGCUGGAAGCUUGCUGGCGGGACACCAUAAGCAGCAGCAAAGCCAGCCAAAAGGCACAGAGAUAAGUUCAGGGGCUGCCUCUAAGAAUCAGACUUCACUCUUGGGAGAACCACCAAAAGAAAUUCGGCUCAGUAAAAAUCCAUACUUGAAUUUGGCAAGUGUGUUGCCCAGUGUGUGCUUGUCAUCCCCUGCAAGUAAAACCACUCUUCAUAAGACUGGAAUUGCAAGCAGCAUUCUGGAUGCAAUCUCUCAGGGAAAUGAAUCACAACACACAUUGGAAAAGUGUAUUGCUUAUUCUCCACCUUUUGGUGAUUACGCACAGGUGUCAUCUUUAAGAAAUGAAAAGCGAGGCUCAUCAUAUCUCAUCUCUGCCCCAGAAGGUGGUUCAGUGGAAUGUGUUGACCAGCAUUCUCAGGGCACAGGAGCAUAUUACAUGGAAACUUACUUAAAAAAGAAGCGAGUGUACUGAGUUAAGCUCUCUCCUAAUAACCCCCUAAGGUUCUCUGCAGUAUCUCUGCUGUUCAUCGCUGCCUUAACUUCAUUCAAACUAGCCAUAUCCUUUAAAUACGGGUUUAUAAUUUCCCAGAAGGAACUGUGUUGUGCAGCAGGCAGAAAUGCCAAAUAAAAAAUAGCAAUAAGGAAAGACAUCAAUUGAGGACAUUUUCCACUAGAAUCAGAUGCAUCUUAAUCAGUGUGCUAAUCCAUUGGAGAAACUUACAAUCCAUUGGAGAAACUAACAAUGUUCCACUAUUCCUUGUUUGAGGACUGGGAAUAAUUCUGACACCAUCUAUAAAAGUUUGAAGCAAUAAAUGGGAAGCAGUGUUGUUUCCCGAGCCUUAGAAGAAUGAGUUUCUUACAAGCCAAUGUGCAUUUCAAUUUACUUUCCCUAGAAGUAAUUGCGUUUUUACAUUUUUAAGACUUUUCCUAGAACUACAAGGGUGCAAGUACCAAAUGUGCUGAUGGUAAUAUUAUAAAGAUGCUCUACAUGCAUCUUUACAUCUUUAAUUGUACUCAAUUACACCCACACCAGCCACGCAAAAUUAAACCCGGUAAGAGAGUGACAGUGAUGUCAAAGGUAUCCAGUACUACCGAUGCUUUAAGAUGUUGUUUACCAUUUAUACCUUCUGUGAAAAAUAGAAGGUAUUUUAAGAAAAGUAGCUUUGGCAAUCCAAUAAAGGGGUUGGCACACUACAGCCUCGGGCCACAUUUGGUCUACCACCCGCUUUUGUGCUGCCUGCAAGCUAAGACUAAUGUUUACAUUUUUAAGUGGUUGGCGAAAAAAGAAAAUUUAUGACGUGAAAUUUAUAUGAAAUUGAGAUUUCAGUGUCCAUAAGUAAAAUUUUAUUGGGACGUUGCCAUGCUCAUUCAUUUACAUGUUGUCUGUGGCACUCCUAUGCUACAAUGGCAGAACUGAUUAGCUUCAACAGACUGUAUGGCCUGCAAAGACCAUAUGGCCUAAAAUUUUGACUAUCUGGCCAUUUAUACACAGUGUUUGCUGAUCCCUGAUCUAAUAGCACUAAUUCUAAUAGCAACUAUUCCUUUUAAUUCACCUAAAGACAGACCUUUAGCCUUUGAGACAGACUUGUAGGUGGAAAGGACCAUGGGUUUCUGUGCUCAUUUCAUACCAUAUACUAGUAAUGAUCUAAUGACGGGCCUAUUUUGAUCACUAAAUGCCCUAUUUCCACAAUAUAGUAAAGCAGUCAAUACUGCACUUGCUGAUGGAGUCUUAAGGAGUCACAGUAUUUAUAACCACUCUGAGCUAAUAAGCUAUACCUCACUCUCUGCUCUCUCUCUCUUUGAUAGUGUAUUAGGAUGAAAAAUCAGUUAUUUAACACAAUUUACUUGUGAAAGAAGUUUUAUCUUUACGGAAUAUGACUUUUGACAUCACCAUUUCUUGAAGACCUUGGUAUUAAAUGCAUGAGAAACCUUUUGCCAUCUAGAAAUUUCUAAGUUUGUUUAUUGUUGUAAGACUGUAAUUAAUUGAUAGGGAAUUUGGGAUCUCUGUCCUGCGCUUUUUGAAAUCAGAUCAUUAAAUAUCUUGUCACUUUGGGGACUUGUUAUUUUUAACUAUGAUGUGGAUAUCCUGUUUUAAUUAUGAAGUCUAGAAUUGGUACAUAUGUUGUAUGCUUUGUAAAGAAUUUCACUUGGUCUAAUUUAUUGCAUAUAGUAGCUUCUGUUGGAAAAUGACAGCUACAAAGUUUAAGGUAAUUUCUAAGUAUACUACCUAUAAAUAACUGAUAAAAAUUAGGCAUCAUCCAGUUACAUAGCAGAUGACUAAUGGGUUUUUCACACCCUGCACUUCUCCUUCCUAUUUUCCUGUUGCAUUCAGCCUCUUCAGUGCUUAGUCACACCUCCACUAUGGUGCAAACAGAAGGAAGGAAAAAUGGUGAAUUUUGCAUCAGAGCUGCAAAGUGAAAGCAGGAAGAGGUUGAAGGAAGUAAAACAAAGGUGUCUGGACUACGGCACAGUGGACAUGCCAUCCAUACUGGCCUGCGUCCCAUUAUCACUGGGCACAAUAAUGAAGUGCAAAUCAAGUGGUGUUAGUAAUAAGGACCAUAACCCACCCCCUCCUCCCCCCAAAACUAUACUGUUAUUUUUCUAUGUUAGCAGAUUGUUUGAAAUGCUUUGAAAAUGAAAUCUUUUAAUAUUAAAAGGCAUAUGCAUGUAAA